Messenger RNA from Macadamia integrifolia, 2080 nucleotides. Its product is annotated as probable membrane-associated kinase regulator 2. NCBI's taxonomy places the organism in Eukaryota, Viridiplantae, Streptophyta, Magnoliopsida, Proteales, Proteaceae. Gene Ontology annotation, cellular component: plasma membrane. The transcript is spliced from 2 exons. The coding region runs from base 454 to 1782 and encodes 442 amino acids. The record is from RefSeq and is a predicted model, not a curated record.
ACAGGUGGUGACUUUGAUGUUGAUACAUCAUAGUUCGUAUAUAUAAGAGUUACUGAUUUGGUCUAUCAUCAGUAUCAGUAUCAGUAUCACAAUUCCUUUACACAGUCAUCUCCUCCACGUUAGCUCUCUUUCUCUAGCUCUGACGCGCAGACUCUCUAGCUCUGACGCGCAGACACUGCUCUCACAAAGUCACAUGACUGCCCUGCAACCACGUAUACGACGCCUUAAAAAUUAUAACGACGAAACAACAACUCUCUCUCUCUCUUCUUUCUCUCUCUGCUAAAGCUUAACACUUAACUGUUGCUGUGUCAAGCCCAUUUUCAGUACUGCAGGGCCAUUAAACAAAGUCUUCCUUUCCCACCUCUUGCCCUUUUUCAUCCGCUCUUUCUUUCUCGCCCUAAAACAAUCACUCCUAAGGUUUUGGUUUACUCUUCUGCUCUGGCUCUCCCAACCAUGGAAGCUUUCAGCUUGCUCAAGUACUGGAGAGGAGGUGGAGUGACCGGAAACAAUGCACGCACAGUCCCAGGUACCACCACCAUAGCUGAAACCGUGCAACAACCGGUGGUGGAAACGGACGACGAAGAAGACGAAGAAGGGUCUUUCUUUGACUUGGAGUUUGCGGUUCCUGACGACGAGGAGGACUGUGAAGGCGGAGACGAUAACGAAAGCGAGAGCGGAGUUGACGAGGAAGAUGAUGGAGAUUCCUCGACGGGAACAGAUGGAGAGAAAGAGUUCAAUUUCAGGGUAUCUUCUGAGUCGAGCGGUGGCAGAACGGACCCUAAUCUCUCACUUUCCCCUUCUGAUGAUCUCUUCUUCAAAGGAAGGCUUGUGCCUUUCGAGCCAUCGUCACUUGAUUUUAACUCCUCUGAGCCAAACUCAAAAUCUCAGUUCCCUGUUUCCUUGUUGAAAUCUGCUACCAAGUUCCGGGUAUUCACUUUGGGGUUAAGGAAGCCCAAAUUGACGUCGUCUGAGAAGACGGAAUCAAACGCUGCAGCCGAAGCUACUCCAAAAGAGGAUCAGCCACCGCAGACCCAGCAGCAACAGCAAGGGAAAUUUCUCACGGUGAAAUUCAAGGUUGAAGGGGUCCCGAUCGUUUCUCUGUUAAGCAGAGACAAUAGUUCAAGAAGCUCUAGAAACAAGCUUCAUCAGAAGAACUCCGACGAGACGCCUACGGAUGACAAGAAAUUUUCGAAGGAUGUCGUGCAGAAGUAUCUGAAGAUGAUCAAGCCGCUUUACGUAAAGGUUUCUAGGAGGUAUGGGGAGAAGCUGAAAUUUUCUGGACAGUUAAGCUUGGGGUCAGGCAAGGCAGCACCGGCACCCGACCCAGCUCCAGCGCCGACAACGACGCCAGUGUCAUCUCCACAGACAACCAAGAGCAACCAAGGUGAAGCAGAGGAGACCGAAGCGCCGCACUGUAUUGUUCGGAGCCAGAAACAGGGGACUUUGCCGGCGGGAUUGCGUGUGGUGUGUAAGCAUUUAGGAAAGAGCAGGUCCGCGUCUUCGGCUGUGGCAGCGGCGCCGCCCACAUUGCCGUCUCAGUCCAGUAGACGUGAUGAUUCAUUGUUGCAGCAACAGGAUGGGAUCCAGGGGGCUAUUUUGCACUGCAAGAGAUCAUUUAAUGCUUCAGGAGACUCGGAGACCUCUAUGUUGUCGCGGUGUGUGAGCGAUCCCUCUCACGAGAAAUUAAUUAGUUCGUGUAGAAAUUCCUCGGAUCUCUCUAACGAGAAAUGUUCGUACAGGAUUUCUUCAGAAGAAGGAAGCGUUACUCACGCUCGCAUUUGAAGCUUUGGUUGUUGAAAUUGAAAGACAAGGAAAGAUUGGAUCUGUGAAGUGUUUCUGUUUACAGUUUUUGUAAAAAGAGGAAGGAAAAAAAUUUAGGAGGCGAGAGUUGUGAUCUGUUAGUGUUGGUGUUAGUGUUAGUGUUAGUGUUAGUGUUAGGGAUGAUCAAUCUUACUCCUCUACCUGUAAAGGAUGCAAUCUGCAAUAGCACAAUCUGUCUUACUUUAGCUUAGAUCUUCAAAUGUGUUCGAUGAAAUGACUCUGUGAAUCAUCUUUAGAAAUCAAGUAACCUUACCCUGUA